This is a messenger RNA of Balaenoptera ricei (Rice's whale), 7523 nucleotides long. It is a transcript of the gene PHF20L1, whose product is annotated as PHD finger protein 20 like 1. Gene Ontology annotation, biological process: regulation of transcription by RNA polymerase II. Gene Ontology annotation, cellular component: NSL complex. The coding region runs from base 299 to 3370 and encodes 1023 amino acids. The transcript is spliced from 21 exons. Lineage: Eukaryota; Metazoa; Chordata; Mammalia; Artiodactyla; Balaenopteridae. The record is from RefSeq and is a predicted model, not a curated record.
GCGUCGCGUCAGGGCUGGCCGGUGGCGGAGGAGGCGAUGGCAGCGGACACGGAGCGGGCUUGAGGGCUCGGACCUGCUCCCUCCCGCGCGACCUCGGGCCCGACCCCGCGCUGCGGCCCCAGCUCGCUCCGCUCCGCUCCUGCUCCCUCCCCGACCGCUGCCUGGGAGGAGGCGGAGGCGGAGUCCCGGGCUGGCCGUCCUGUUCGCGCCCCGGCUCGGCCCCGGACAGCCCGGCAACUGUGCAAAGAGGAGGCCGAGUCGGUAGUGAAAAGAGAACCCCGAAGAACAGGAUCUCAAGAUGAGUAAAAAGCCCCCAAAUCGUCCUGGAAUCACUUUUGAGAUUGGUGCUCGUUUGGAGGCACUGGACUACUUACAAAAAUGGUAUCCAUCACGAAUUGAAAAAAUUGACUACGAGGAGGGCAAGAUGUUGGUCCAUUUUGAGCGCUGGAGUCAUCGUUAUGAUGAGUGGAUUUACUGGGAUAGCAAUAGAUUGAGACCCCUUGAGAGACCUGCAUUAAGAAAAGAAGGGCUAAAAGACGAGGAAGACUUCUUUGAUUUUAAAGCCGGAGAAGAAGUUCUGGCUCGUUGGACAGACUGUCGCUAUUACCCUGCCAAGAUUGAGGCGAUUAACAAAGAAGGAACUUUCACAGUUCAGUUUUAUGAUGGAGUUAUUCGUUGUUUAAAGAGAAUGCACAUUAAAGCCAUGCCCGAGGAUGCUAAGGGGCAGUUUCUGUUCCAGGUGAAAUCCCAGCAUCCACUAAGCUGGUGUUGUCCUAUCGACCCAGCUGGAUCGUGUAACCAGUCUAUGGGAAGUGAGGAUUGGAUAGCUUUAGUCAAAGCAGCUGCUGCAGCUGCAGCCAAGAAUAAAACAGGGAACAAACCUCGGACUAGCGCUAACAGCAAUAAAGAUAAAGAGAAAGAUGAGAGAAAAUGGUUUAAAGUACCUUCAAAAAAGGAAGAAACUUCAGCUUCUAUAGCCACACCAGAAGUUGAGAAGAAGGAAGAUCUGCCCACAUCUAGUGAAACAUUUGUAGGACUUCAUGUAGAGAACGUUCCAAAGAUGGUCUUUCCACAGCCAGAGAGCACAUUAUCAAACAAGAGGAAAAAUAAUCAAGGCAACUCAUUUCAGGCAAAGAGAGCUCGACUUAACAAGAUUACUGGUUUGUUGGCAUCCAAAGCUGUUGGGGUGGAUGGUGCUGAAAAAAAGGAAGACUACAGUGAAACGGCUCCAAUGCUGGAGCAGGCGAUUUCACCUAAACCUCAAAGUCAGAAAAAAAAUGAAGCUGACAUUAGCAGUUCUGCCAACACUCAGAAACCUGCACUGUUAUCCUCAACUUUGUCUUCAGGGAAGGCUCGCAGCAAGAAAUGCAAACAUGAAUCUGGAGAUUCUUCUGGGUGUAUAAAACCCCCUAAAUCACCACUUUCCCCAGAAUUAAUACAAGUCGAGGAUUUGACGCUUGUAUCUCAGCUUUCUUCUUCAAUGAUAAAUAAAACUAGUCCUCCACAGCCUGUGAACCCCCCUAGACCUUUCAAGCAUAGUGAGCGGAGAAGAAGAUCUCAGCGUUUAGCCACCUUGCCCAUGCCUGAUGAUUCUGUAGAAAAGGUUUCUCCUCCCUCUCCAGCCACUGAUGGGAAAGUAUUCUCCAUCAGUUCUCAAAAUCAGCAAGAGUCUUCAGUACCAGAGGUGCCUGAUGUUGCACAUUUGUCACUUGAGAAACUGGGACCCUGUCUCCCUCUUGACUUAAGUCGUGGUUCGGAAGUUACAGCACCGCUAGUCCCAGAUCCCUCUUACCAUAAUGAAUGCCCCAGGGCAGAAAAGGAAGAUACACAGAUGCUUACAAAUCUUUCUUCCAAAGCAGUAACUGAUGGACGAGGAGCUCCAACAGCAUCAGGAAUAUCGAAAACAGAAAAAAAAGUGAAAUUGGAAGAAAAAAGCUCAACUACAUUUGGUAAGAGAAAAGAAAAGGAUAAAGAAAGAAAAGAGAAGAGGGACAAAGAUCACUACAAACCAAAGCAGAAGAAGAAGAAGAAAAAGAAAAAGAAAUCUAAGCAGCAUGACUAUUCAGACUAUGAAGACAGUUCCCUAGAAUUUUUGGAAAGGUGCUCUUCUCCACUAACUCGAUCUUCUGGGAGUUCUCUGGCUCUACGAAGCAUGUUUACGGAGAAAAAUACAACAUAUCAGUACCCAAGGGCAAUUUUGUCAGUUGAUCUUAGUGGUGAAAACUUAUCGGAUGUGGAUUUCCUAGAUGAUUCUUCAACGGAGAGUUUGCUCCUCAGUGGGGAUGAGUACAAUCAGGACUUUGAUUCAACCAAUUUUGAGGAAUCUCAAGAUGAAGAUGAUGCGCUUAAUGAAAUUGUGCGAUGCAUUUGUGAGAUGGACGAGGAGAAUGGCUUCAUGAUUCAGUGUGAAGAGUGCCUGUGCUGGCAGCACAGCGUGUGCAUGGGGCUGCUGGAGGAGAGCAUCCCGGAGCAGUACCUCUGCUACAUCUGCCGGGACCCUCCAGGUCAGAGAUGGAGCGCAAAAUAUCGUUAUGAUAAGGAUUGGUUGAAUAAUGGGAGAAUGUGCGGGUUAUCAUUUUUAAAAGAAAACUACUCUCAUCUCAAUGCCAAAAAGAUAGUUUCCACACACCACCUGCUUGCUGAUGUCUAUGGUGUUACGAAAGUCCUGCAUGGGUUACAGCUGAAGAUCGGAAUCCUAAAGAAUAAACAUCAUCCUGACCUUCGUCUCUGGGCUUGUUCUGGGAAGAGGAAAGAUCAAGUAAUUGCUGGGGUAGAAAAAAAACUAAUGGUGCAAGACACAGUUAAUGUGGAAGAAAAGAAGUAUCAUGUACAGAACCAUAAAGAACCACCUCGUUUGCCCCUAAAAGUGGAGGGAACGUAUAUAACAAGUGAACACAGCUACCAAAAGCCACAAAGUUUUGGUCAGGACUGCAAAACUCUCGCAGACCCUGGGAGCUCAGAUGAUGAUGAUAUUAGUAGUUUUGAAGAAGAACAGGAAUUUCACAUGAGAGAUAAAAACCGUUUACAAUACCCAGUAAAAGAAGAUGGAAUGGCCGGAAAGAAGAAUUCAGCUGAAAGGAAUACAGUAUUUGUUUAUAAUGAUAAAAAGGGCACUGAAGACCCGGGAGACUCACAUCUUCAGUGGCAACUCAAUCUCCUUACACACAUAGAGAAUGUGCAGAAUGAAGUCACCAGCAGGAUGGACCUGAUAGAAAAAGAAGUUGAUGUUCUGGAAAGCUGGCUUGAUUUCACAGGGGAGUUGGAGCCACCUGAUCCUCUCGCGAGGCUGCCCCAACUUAAACGCCACAUCAAGCAGCUCCUAAUUGACAUGGGCAAAGUACAACAAAUAGCAACUCUCUGCUCUGUAUGACAGCAGUGAACACCUAAUGCAAAGAAUGUGGCUCUGUUCAGUCGACUAAUUUUUAUUAUCCACACGGCUGCUAAGUGGAUGGUUAAAAAACUUAGUGAUGUUUGGUCAUUUACUGAUUUGUGACAUCAAUAGGAUGGCACCUUGGAAAGGAAAAUGAAGAACAACUUUAUCAAGGAAGCUAAUAUUAAAAAAAUUUAUGAGCUAGAUACAAAUGAUAACGUGUCAUAUUCCAAGCAUCAGUGGAGGUAGAAUAUAAUCUGUGCUAAGGGAAUCAGAUUGGCAGGAUUUUUGAAAAGUUGCUAACGUGAAGCUCGAGAUACCUGUAGAAAGAAAUAUGGUGUAUUACAUAGUUUUUAGUAGAAAGAUCUAUGUUUAUAAACCAACAUUUGGCCCAAAGCAAAAUUGUAGAGGAAAUUUAAAUUCUGGAGAGUUCUAUAAGCUUGUUGUAAGAACUGUCUUCUCUGCAGUUGAUCUAGCUGCACCGAAGUUUAGAGUAUUGAAACUUUUAUAGGAUCAUGAGCUGUUUCUUAGGUGAUGAAUGUCCUUAAUCAGAAAACUGACAGUAGAAGUCUCACUUCUGAGGAGAACAUUUGUGGAAUUCUUACUUCAUUAUGAACAUAUUUUAAAAACAAACAACAAAAUAAUUGGAGUUUAUUGCUGGCAUUAAGCUCACUGUAAAAAACAGAAUGGCUCGCAGAAGGGUCAGUGUGCCAAAUGAUGAUGAUACUGCUGGAAAGAGAAAUUUAAAUCCUGUGGGAGUUCUCUCACCCAAGUCUUACAUAAUGCCAUCAGCCCAUGAGAAACGCAUAUAUCACAUAUACUAUAUAGAGAAUAUAUAUAGUCAAAUUUCAGUAUUCAGGUUUCAAUGUACAGUUUGAUCCUGAGUAUGCUUGGAUUUGCCUUCAGAAAAAAAGAAGUUGUAAAUAACCUCAGCUGGGAUGAGGAGUGACAAAAAUAUCAAAAUAAUUUGUGGCUGUGGAUUUUUUAACUGCUGGUAGUGGAAUACUGGAAAAGCUUCAUUUCUGAAGAUGAAUUUUAUUUUUAAAAAAUACAUACGCACUCAAAACUCUUAGCUUUGAUCACAAAUGGACAGAUUUCUGAAACCAAAGGCAACUCAGUUGCUGUGUCAGCUCUUGCUGGAUUUCGAGCCCAGGUCCUCCCGUCUGCCAGUGCUCUUGUGAGUUGUGUGCUGCCCCCAGUGCUCUGCGUGCAGGUAUGCGUUAAGUGUGUGUGCUUGUUUGAAACAAACACUCAACGUACAUAUGUACAUAAUCUACACAUAUUUAUAUCUACACAUAUCUAGUUUUAUUACUAUAGACUAUAAGAAUUGGUGGUUAACAUGAAAUGUUACCUUUUAACAGACUGUUUUUAAAAAUUAAAAAUGUAUGUACAGGUUUUGAAACUUUUUUAAAAAGAGGAAAAAAGACUGUUAGGAGGCUAUUUGAUGACAUAUAACACUUGAAUAUUUUAUGCCUCGUUCUGUUGAUCAGUUCUAGCAAUCUGUAUAAAUGCAUUUUAGAACUGAUGGACAGUAAACUUGAAUUUAUCUUUGAUAAGAAUACAUGCCACUGUACAUUCAGAUAUUAUUUAAAUUUGCAAACACACUGUUCUAUAUGUAAGGUACUGUAUGUAAAACUCUUUAUUAAAACAAUUCCACAUAUCAUAAAAUUUCAGCUUGCCUUUUUGCAGCCUUAUAUUUUGAUGUAAAGAUGAUUAAAAGAAUGUGCAAAACAGUCAUUAGACAUUUUUAUUGCCUUUUGACAUUCUCCAACUUGACAAAUGUGCCAAAGAUCACAGACAUAAAAUGCAGCCCUGUGUAUUUACUUAUGAUACAUUAACUUUGUCAAAAAUCUUACUGAGAAAUGAAAAGCUUUAGUAGAGGGAUAUGAGGUAGUUAUUAAAUUUGCAUAUUAAAGUAAAAAUAAUAGUGCCUAUAUUUCAUGUGUGGAGUAAAUUUGCUAAUGUCUGUAUUUCAAGAUUGAUACUUUGUCUUUCAUUUGUGUUUUAAAAAAAUGGCUCUAAUCUUUUCCCUAUUAUGGUUAAAUUCUAGCCAUUUAAUUUAUAUCUUUUUUUUCAGAAUGGAGCAAGUAGCAUCCUUAGGCUGUGAAUAGCGGUGUUGCCUAGAUUCUUGUCACAUGCACAGAGGACCCUUUGUACCCAGUGACACUCAUAUUCUUAAUCCCUGAUGACCACAGUUAAGUUAAUGUGCAUUUUUUCUUGGAGUAUCUUAAAAUUAGAUCACUUUAUUUGUUAGCAGCCAGCAAACUAGAAGUUCAACUAAUAAUUAGAAUAUUGAAUUUUUGCUCUGCUUUUAUGCAUAUGAAUUGGGAGUCUGAAUUUUUACUUUACAUUUUUAAAGUAAAUCUGUAUCAAAUUACUUGUACGCACAUACCCACUUAAUAUAGAGUAUAUCAACAAUUGGUUGAAGCCUUUUAGCAACUAGCAGGCCGAGUCAUUCCUUAUUUAGGAAAGUGAAUUCAUUUUUGAGAAGUAAGUCUAUUGUGUGAGGUUUCAGAUGAGUUUUCUUUCCACUUAGUCUUACUUUAAAAAUGUGAGUAUAUAUAUUUAAAUAUGAGCAAUAAACUAGAGAGGGUGUUUCUUGAAAAGAUAACUGUUCAUUGCUACCCAGACAGAAUAGACUGACAUUGGUGGGGAAGGAUCCUUCUUAGUAUGGUACUGAUAAGUAUAAUUUGUACUUCUUCAUACUCCUGUGUGUUUCUACUGACUUAUUAUUUUCAAACUUAAGAGUAGUGCACGCUUUCCUUAAAGGAAAUUGAUUAUUCUCAUAAUUUCAGGUAAAAUCCUUUUUCCUAACACUCACCUUAUUUCCACUGACUUAUGUCCUCUCAGGUGUUCAUAUUCUGUAUGUUCAAAAUGAAGGAGCCCAUUUCCCCUCCAGCCAACUGGGUCUCCUGCCAGCUUCACUCUCUCUGCUGUAAUAUCACCACCCUAAGAGCCCCGGCUUGAAACUUGCAGUCCCUCCCCCUUAUCCAUUUCUUCACUAGAUGUGCUGGUUCCUCAAAAUGGAUGGUGUCAUCUUCCUCCUUCUCAAUCCCACCAGUAGUACAGUGUUUUUUAUAAAAUCACGUCAUGGAGGUAUUACUGUGGGCUUCUGAAAUUUUAAUUUUGUCUUCAUUCUGAUUCAUCAGAAUGGUCACUGUCAAGCUAGGGGAUUAACACUGAGUGACUCCUCUGUGCCAGGUAUUGUACCUGUUACCUGUAGCAUCUACUUUAGUUCUUUUGUGGAGAGGUAAGACAGGAUCAUUUUUAAGAUGGGGAAGCUGAGGUUUAGAAACAUUUAGAGACUUGACUUGUCAUAGGUUAGUGGCAGGUUCAAGACGCAAACCCUGUGCUCUUCAAACUCAUGUUCUUUUCCUAGCAGGUGUGUUUCACCUAUUCUUGUCAUUUCUGUUUUCUGAUAUCAUUAGUGACUCCCUAUUUCAAACCAAGUCAGGUCUGUGUAAUCUGGAUCUUUUGUAUUUUACCUAACCAAUUCUCAAAUCCAUUUAAAUAUAGCCUCACUGUUUAGAUAGACUAUGCUUGUUUCCAUCUCUUGCCUUCAUAUUAUUUUCCUCUUCUGGAAAAUUCUCCUUUGUUUGUUGUGUCUCUAUAAAUGCAGACAAUCCUUCAGGUUUCAAUUUCUCUUCCUAAGAGAAGCAGUCCAUUGUUGAAGGCCUCUUAUAGUAUCCUGCAUUGUACUGACGUGCAGGAACCACGUCAGUGAAUAAUAUAUUUCCUGUAGUGGAACAGGCAUGAGCGGUUUGGGGGACAUAGAAUAUAUAUGUUAAUUAAAGUGGUGGUCUUUGAAUGUUUUUUGGCUGUGACCUCUCUGUGGGAAUUUUGAAAAAUUGUAAUUCAUUUCUGGUACCUGGAGAUCUGGAGACAAGACUUAAGUGUAUUUCGUUUAUUUAAGGGGUCAUCUAAGGAAGUUGGAGUGAGGAAGAGGGAAAAGUAGGGAAGGGGAGGAAAAAGCCAAGGUAAAUACACACAGUUGAGAACAGUGCUAUGGGCAGUGGGGCUUUGAUUCUGCCAUUUGAAAUUGUUCAUCAUAAAUUUAAACAGUUGCAAAGAGUGUGAUUUCUGAUUUGUAAAUAUUGGCCUAUUAAAAUCAACCUGUUAUCAUUUUAAAAUGUAUGCAAUAGAAUCAGUACAA